Astyanax mexicanus (Mexican tetra) is the source of this 2705-nucleotide messenger RNA. Its product is annotated as kelch-like protein 34. The record is from RefSeq and is a predicted model, not a curated record. Gene Ontology annotation, molecular function: protein binding. Lineage: Eukaryota; Metazoa; Chordata; Actinopteri; Characiformes; Acestrorhamphidae.
CUGGCUGAAGAAGAGAUGGUCAGACCUCCCACUGUUAUUAUCCAUGGGCUACACAUCCCAGCAGCUGCCUUCUUGGAGGGUGACCUUCUCUCUCUCAUUCUGCACCAAUCUGCAAGAACAAGGGGGCCUUUAAUGAGUUACUUUCUGAUACUCAGCAAGUCUCACGGCAGCAGAAUGCUGUCUCGGUUCCAGAGCUUGCGGGAGGACAGGAGGAUGUGCGACAUCAUUUUGGAAGCUGAAGGCAAGGAGUUCUUAGCUCAUCGCACUUUGUUAGCCUGCUCCAGUGACUACUUCUGGUCCAUGUUUCAGGAUCACACUCUGGAGUCGGGAGCCCACACUGUCAGCCUACCAGCCCUGACCUCUGUUGGCCUGGAACAGGUGUUAGAUUUCAUCUAUACCUCCUGGAUUUCGCUAUCCCCAUCCACCCUGGAGGAUACACUAGAAGCUGCCUGCUAUCUGCAGAUUACAGAUGCUGUGGAUCUCUGCACGGAGUACAUCUCAGACAGCCUAAGCCUGGACAACUGCUGCUUUUUUGCCAACGUGGCAGCUCGUUAUGGCCUCUCUGAAGCAGUUGCUGACACCAACCGCUUCAUUGCAAGAAACAUGAGCAAGUUGCUUGGCCCCAACAGGGAGAGGUCUGGGCUGCUGGAAUUAAAUAUUGAAUCUUUGCAAGAGGUCCUGGCCACGCAAGAGAUGCCAGGGGUGAAGGAGACAGUGUUGCUCCAGUUUGCUCUAGACUGGCUAGGUUGCAACCCUUUACCUGCCCUGGAAAGUAACUCCCUUCUCAGCCGUGUCCGAUUCAGCCUGGUGCCUCCCGAUGAGCUGAUCCGAUUGAGUGCUCAGAAGCCAGCCUUGCGCACUCCCUUUAUUCACAGCCUGGUGCAGAAAGCCCUACAUUACCACACACAAGGUCCCCUUCAGCCACUAGUGCAGAGUGUUCACACAAGUCUAAGAGCCACAACCAACAGAAUACUUCUUGUAGGAGGAGGUCGGGAAGCAGAUCGGCCCCAAACACAGAUUCAGAGCUUUGAUGAACGCAGCAGAAAAUUUCAUAAGCUGUCCAUAACCAUGCCAAAGAAACUUCAGUAUCAAGGCAUUUGUGUGGUGGGAAACUUUCUGUUUGUGUUAGGAGGGGAGGUGGUGGAGGUGGAUGCAGAAAAUGAGAAGACGGCAGUGAUGACGGUCUCUGACCAAGUGUGGCGGUAUGACCCCAGGUUUGAUCGAUGGGAGGAGAUGGAGCCACUGUUGCAGAAAAGGGCACAGUUCUCCUGCUGUGUAGUCAAUGGAGUUAUAUAUGCCAUUGGAGGACGAGGUCAAAGAGGAGAGCCUGCCCUGUCCUCGGUGGAGAGAUAUGACAUGAAGGCAGGAUGCUGGCGUAGUGGUGUCGCCCUGCCCCAUGCUGUACAUGGGCAAGCUUGUGCCACAAUUAACAGAGGUAUAUAUAUCUCAGGUGGGAUCCACAGCAACCAACCUGAGAGCAGCAAGGAACUGUUAUUUCUCAAUACCCAUGACAGUGAUGCCUGGGAAAGACGCUCUGCUAUGUCUAUAGCCAGAUUUGGCCACCAGAUGGCAACAAUAAAGGAGUGUAUCUACGCCUUCCUGGGGAUGUAUGAACCGUUUUGUGACAUUGAGCGUUACGAUCCUGCACAAGACCAAUGGACUCGACUGAAGCCGCUUAUGCACGACCGCUUCUGCUAUGGCUUGACAGUGACAGCAGGGGGACGUGCGCUGAUGUUUGGUGGUAGAAAGUGGCAGGACGGUCAAGAAGUGUGCACUCCUGAUGUCCUAGAGUACGACCCUGAAUAUGACAGCUGGAAGAAAGUGUGCAAGCUUCCAGGCCCUUUAUGUGGGACACAGUGUGCUGUAAUGACUAUUUCUGAACUUAUAGAGAAAUAGGAACUCCAACUCCAUUCCAUAUACACACAGAGAAUGUGAUGGGAAGACUGGAUAUGUUUCAUUCAGUUUACCCUGAAGCUGGGAGGUUGGGUUUGAAUAAUCAGUACCAGCAGCAGGGGGUGAAGAGAGAGCUAGUUGCAUCCAGGUGGACCUUAGCAAAGGCAUGAUUCCAUCAGCUGGAGAAAAAAAAGUGAGAUUUUGCUCUUGUGGAAAUGGAUCUGCUCCAAGGUCUGCAACUAGUGUGAGAGAAUAAGGGAAAUCUUGGCACUGGAGGCAUUGAACAGUGACUAGAAGCUAUGACAAGAACCAUAAGAGUGAUGAAGGGAGACUGGCUUUACAACAGUGCUAAAGAAGAAUUCCUGCAAGUCGUGCCAAAAGUGGCAGGACAUAUUACUGUGCUAGGGAAACAUUUUUGAUUGUAUAUGCAAGUUAAACAGGCACAAAGGGAAGAAAAUGGUAGGUCUUUGGCACUGGCAUUGGUAUCAGAAAAGUGUACACAGUAAGGUCGAGUUAACACUACACGAUUUUAGGUCUAAUGUUGCAAUUUCAGACUGAUUUUGACCAUUUUUGUCUUUAUAAAUUCUUGCACGACAAGUGUGUCUACCUCCUGGUGAAAGACUAUUCAUAAUUACAUUUGAAACUACAUGUUCCAAUCAGUCGUAUAGUGUUUAAACCUCAACCAGUAAGAAAUCAAGUUGUGUAGUGUGUAAAGUACAAUGAUAUAAUGACUCUGAAAGUCGUGUAGUGUGAACCUGGCAUAAGUGGGAGAUAUACUAAGUUUUAUGGCAGUGGGAACUGCCAUACUACAG